Molecule: messenger RNA, 1483 nt
Organism: Megachile rotundata (alfalfa leafcutting bee)
Lineage: Eukaryota; Metazoa; Arthropoda; Insecta; Hymenoptera; Megachilidae
Product: DNA polymerase delta subunit 2
Biological process (GO): DNA strand elongation involved in DNA replication; DNA replication
Cellular component (GO): delta DNA polymerase complex
Molecular function (GO): DNA binding
Source: RefSeq, a predicted model, not a curated record
AUAUAGUUCGAAAAUAUAAAAAAAGCGCUUUUUUAAAUGGAAGUUGACCCGCCAUUAGUACAUCGUCGCAAAUCAGUUGAGUUUCAAGAUUUUGAGAAGUUUAAAAUUCUUUCAAAGAAUUUUACAAAACAGUACUGUAACAUAUACAAUGCACGAUUAACAGCAUUGAAAGAUCAUCUCUUGCAACAGGCGAAAAUCAAGUGGGGUAAAUCACAAUACAAAGUUGUGACGAUAUCGGAAGUUUCUGAAAGAACUGAAAAUAAUGAUUCUAUCGUAAUAGGAACAUUAUAUAAACAUCAGGAAUUAAAGCCAUCAAUAUUACGUGAACUUAGUGAAGAAUUACAAUUAGCAACUCAACCGGCUAGAUCAAAUUAUGCAUCAUUUAAAGAUGUAUUAUAUUUGGAAGAUGAAUCAUUACGUAUUAAAUUGGUCGGAAAUCACAUGAAUAUUCAAGAUGCAGUUACCGGUGUUGUUUGUGCUGUAUUAGGGCAUGAAUUGGAAAAUGGUUCAUUUUUAGUAAUAGAUUGGUGUUACCCAGGAUGUUGUCCAAAGCCAUCAGCAUUUAACAAGUUGUCAUCAGAUAAAGGAAAAAUUUUGAUAAUGUCAGGAUUAGAUCUAGCAAAUAAUACACAUUUAUUAAGUUUAAAUCUUUUAUCUGAAUGGAUAACUGGAAUGAUUGGUUGUAAAAAAAGUCAAAUAGAUGUGGCAUCUAUUGUGUAUAUUAUUAUAGCAGGAAACAGCAUAAGAGGAUCAGUGGAAACACAUAAUCAUAAAGGAUAUUUUGAAAAUAAAGCACACGAUGAAGCUGUAUUUAAAGAGACAGCAAUAAUAGCUCACAAACUAGACAAUUUUCUUCAUCCCAUAGUACAAUGCUGUCCCGUAAUAUUACUACCUGGAGAAUUUGAUCCAACGUGUCAUACAAUACCUCAACAGCCACUUCAUCCUUGUGUUUUGCCUCAAUGUGCUAGGUUUAAAAGUUUCUAUGGAGCAACUAAUCCAUGGAUUGGUAGUAUCAAUUCCCGUAUUAUAGCUGGAUCUAGCGGUCAACCUAUUAUAGAUAUUAUGAAAGUUGCUGGUCUUGCUAAUGUUUCACCAUUGACAUGGUUAGAACGUACAUUAGAUUGGCAACAUUAUGCACCAACAGCACCAGAUACUAUACCAACUUAUCCAUCUUGCAAGACUGAUCCAUUUGUUAUGACAGAGUGUCCUGAUGUAUAUUUUGCUGGUAAUAUGGACAAAUAUGAUACUAAACUACUCACAGCAGAGGAAGGACAAAUAAUUAGAUUGAUAUGCAUUCCAAAAUUUUCUAAGACACAAACAGUUGUGUUAGUUGAUUUACAAGAUUUAGAAUGUUGGCCUAUUUCUUUUGUUGUUAAUUAAUUUGUUAAUGCAUUUAAUUACUAUAUCUUAAAACAUGGACAGAAAAUAAUAAUCAAAUGCAAAAUUUUUUUUAUAACUUCAACAUAAUUUGUACAUAGUAAAU